Gadus chalcogrammus (walleye pollock) is the source of this 4287-nucleotide messenger RNA. RefSeq lists its product as uncharacterized. The record is from RefSeq and is a predicted model, not a curated record. Lineage: Eukaryota; Metazoa; Chordata; Actinopteri; Gadiformes; Gadidae. The transcript is spliced from 4 exons. Bases 1231 to 2358 code for a protein of 375 amino acids.
GUUGAUUAAUAGUAUUUGCACGUUUUUGUUACAGAGAAGCCAUGGAGUCAGCUAAUGACAGCACAAUUUCACAGCAAUGGUCAGAGAAGGAAGAGCCAGAGCCACCUCCUCUAGAAAGGACAGACAGCGUAUUCUUAACCAAGAAGAUGCUGAACAUUACUGAGACUGAGUCCUCCAGCAGUGAAAGUGUAAGUGACGAGGACAAGGAGUAUGUCCCUCAAAAAUCGGAGGAAUCAGAUGGCUCCUCUGAUGAAGAGCCUUUGAAAGUGCCGGUGAGUUACUUUAAAUGUGUGAGAACCUUGAAUGUCUUACCUGCUGAAGUCACACUGUGAAGAUCUGCUCUUGUAGUUUGUUAGUAGAAUACGACAAAUGGUCUUGCAAUUUAAAAUGUGUCUAUAUUGUCUUGUCACAUGUGCAUGCACAAUUUACAGUUUGCUUUUGUUCUUGCCGAUUUGCUUUCAAGAUUCCACCCAGAAAAGUGUACAAGAGGGUCAGACAACUGCCAGAGGAAAGUGAAAGUGCAGUGGAGAGUAGCAGUACUUCCGUGGUUGUAAUGAACGUAAAAAAACGGAAGGAUGGGACAAAAAAGUACCAUCAGAAAAGAAACUACUGCCUUUUUUGUGAUAAAUGUUCCCCAAAGCUUGCGCGCCAUCUCGAACAGAGGCAUGCUGAUGAGGCAGAAGUGGCCAGAGCACUGGCAUGUCCAAAAAGAUCUAAGGAAAGAAGGCUGCAGUUAGACUGUUUACGGAAAAGGGGGAACCGAGCCCAUAACGUAGAGGCACUUAGAGAAGGGAAAGGUGUGGUAGUGCCUUGCAAACAAUCCAGUGGUGCCAAUGCAGAUGCCUCAGACUAUCACCACUGUCCCAAUUGUCAAGGACUUUUCAAAAAGAAGUUCAUGUGGAAGCAUAUGAAACGGUGUGCUCUUUCACAGAAAUGCAGUAAAGCCAAGCCAGGAAAAACGCGAGUUCAGUCUUUGUGUGCAUUUGCUCAGCCAGUUCCUGCUGGUGUGACAACCAAAGCAUGGAAAAUGAUAAGUAACAUGUGCCAGGACAAGAUCGCACAGGCAGUUCAAAAAGACAGAUGCAUAAUUGCUCUAGCACAGCAAAUGCUAAACAAGAAAGGAGCGUCACAGGAUGAGCAUAUCCGCGCAACGCUACGAGAGCUUGGAAGAUUAUUGCUGGCUGGACAGGAGGUCACUCCUCUGAAUUGACGAGUAUUGAGCAGUAUGUCAUGCCAUCAAAUUUCCAUCAUUUAAUCAGAGCAGUAAAGGUUGUUGCAGGUUAUGACGAGAACACCAACACCAUCAAAAAGUCAUCUCUGGCACUAAAACUGGGACAUAGCAUAAAGAAAGUAGCAGACCUUGUUGCAUGUGAAGCCCUCAUAUCAGGAAAUCAAGACAAAGCAAAGCUGAUUGAAAACUUCCGCGAGAUAUAUAGAACCCGGUGGAAUGAGUUCAUUUCUGCGUCUGCUUACCGAACACUGCAGGAAGCUAAAUGGAAUGCGCCUCAGCUUAUUCCAUUUACUGAUGACGUCAAAAAGUUGCACCUUCAUCUGGAUGAGAAACAGGAGGAGUACUCCAACGUGCUUUCCGGUGACCAGACGCCAAGAAACUGGACCAAUCUCGCCAAAGUGAUCCUUGCCAAAGUUAUCCUGUUCAAUCGGCGUCGACAAGGAGAGGUUUCCAAGAUGUUGUUGACGACCUACUUGUCCAGGGUGUCAACACCUGUACAUGAUGACAUCGCUCAUGCCUUAUCGGAGGUGGAAAAAAUGCUAUGCAAAUACUUUUCACGCAUGGAAGUAAGAGGGAAAAGAGGAAGGAAGGUGCCGGUGCUAUUGACCCCUGCUAUGGUCAAGUCAUUGGAUCUGCUUGCAAAGGAGAGAUCAAAUUGCGGGAUCCUACCUGACAAUGACUUCUUAUUCGCCAGGCCUGGCAGUGCAUCUCACUUAAAGGGGUCAGACUGCAUUCGUGUCUACGCAAGAGAAUGUGGAGCUGAGCAGCCGCAGACCCUCUCUUCGACGAAACUCAGAAAGCAAGUGUCCACCUUGAGCAAGGUGCUGAACCUUACAGACACCGAACUUGAUCAGUUGGCAGAGUUUUUAGGGCACGACAUAAGAAUCCACAGGCAGUAUUACCGCUUGCCAGAGGGGACUCUGCAAUUAGCCAAAAUAAGCAAAAUUCUGAUGGCAUGCGAGCAGGGAAAGUUGGCAGACUUCAAAGGGAAAACAUUGGAAGAGAUUACCAUAGAGCCCAGAGAAACUGUUCAGACAAUAACAGAAGAGUUGGAUGAUGAAGAAGAGAGUCUGAAUGAAGAGUCUAUUGAGGCCAGUGGUAAGGAAUUUGUAUUUGACUGUAAAUAAUGUAUCAGUAGUGGAUAGGAAGAGGUCUUUACUGAAACAGAAUAACAACAGUAGAAGAGAAUGGAAAUGCCAAUAUUGUCUACAUGAUUGAUUACAAACUUCUAAGUAGAUGAACAUGAUACCCAUGUUGUUUUUUCAGGAUCCAGCUCCUCUGUGAGUCGUAUGACAAGUCAAGAAGAUUAUGGUAUGUACUUGGAAACAGAAUGAUUGUUUUUUCAUUUCAGGAAGUUUCCAACAUUUCAGGGUAUUUUGAAAAUGUUGUAUUUCCUCUAGACUCAUCGGUGCCACCGAGCCAAUUCAGUGCAGAUGUUUCAGGUAAUGUACUGAAACAAUUUAUAUCGUUUUGUCUUAUGUUUCAAAUAAUAACUGCAUGCAUUAAUAUGUAAUUGGGGGUGGGUGAUUUCAGGAUAAGGAAAAUAUUUUUAAAAAGUGUGUUCUCUAAUUUACUACCGCCUAACCAAAAGUAUUUUUAAUGCAAGGUUAAGGAGCAGACUUUUAGUCAACCUCUUAAAGAAUGGUGGGAAGCAAUUUAUUUUGCUUCUGACCUUUGCUUCUGACAUUUGUUUUAGUAUUUUAUAUGUUGUUAAUUAUUAAGUAGUUUUGAUUGGCUGUAAAUUAACUAGUGUGAGGUUGUGGAUAGUUAAUGAAGGUCUUAUUCUUUUGCACUUUUCCUAUGUCAGAAUCAACUUCAUCUUCAGAACUUUUGCUGCAGCCUUCUGACUCAGGUAUUGUCCUCAAAAAAGUGCUGUAAAUUAAUUUCCUUAGAACACAGAAUUUAAAGUAAACAGAAUUAAUAUGAAAUUCACUUUUGAGAAAAACUAUUGUGCGUAUACUUGGGUUAUUCUUCCUUGUUUUUCUAGACUCAUCAGUGCGACCCCAGCGCUGUUCCACCCCAAAACGAUCAUCAGCUUUUAAACCUUCAUCUUCAUCAUCAGACAGCAGAGGUAUUUUAGGAAAUGUCUUCCUAAGAAGGUCUGUAUUUUGCACCAUUAAAUUAUAUGGACAUUAAUUAUCUUUCCACUAUUCUUUUCUCUACAUUUUGUCUCAGUCUCACAAAGAUCAACCAGUUCAGCAGAAAAGAAGCCUAAAACAACUCAUUCAGGUAUGGAAUGUAAGGGUUCAUGUCUGCCUUCAUGGUUUCCUGUUAGUUAGAUAAUUCUAACUGCAAAUCAACACUUUAUAAGUUAAAAAGCUGAUAAGGUCUUUGUCAGGAGUACUGCUAUUGAAUACUAUGUUACCUUGGUGCUCUUAGGCUUAGGAAUUGCAGACAUAGAUUGUGUAAAAAAAUAUAGAGACACAGAAAGCCUUUAAUUCAUUUUUUGUUUUUGUUGUUUUGGCCUACUCAACAAUGCGUUUGAGCAAUUGAAAUAUUUUUGUCACUCAAAUUUUAAAGCAGGUGAAUCAAAUGAUCAAUAAAAUAAGUUAAAUCUUAAGUAAACUGUAAUGUUGUUUCAAUAAGGACUAGGUAAAGAAAGUUCAGUAAGGUUGUUGAGCAAGAGAGAAACGUUUGUGAUCAUGAUUUACAAGUGUUAUCUAAAUGUUGUGUCUUUCAGACCCGGCACCAAGUUCCCAAAAAAAAAAAUGGAGUGACAAGGAAGUUGCUGCUGUGGAGUCGCAAAUGGGAAGGUACUGACUGAUUGACCUGAUUCUAACUUUUUUCUUGAUAAGUUGCCCACUUGCCCACUCACUACACGAUAGUUGCGUUUCAAUCCAACUGAUGCAAAUUAGUGAUGCGCAUCCGUGGUAAUGCACAUAAAUAAAAUGUGCAUUAAUCACCGUUUCCAACACCUGUUGACAGGGACGUUGGAAGUAUUUUCUGACGGGGGAUGGUGUCAGUGGUGGUCCGGGCGUACAUUUUGACAUUGGUUUACUAUCUGUCUGUCUUGUUGCUUGUAUGUUGUGCAUGGGGGAAAUAUUGAAGCUGUCUCA